Odobenus rosmarus divergens (Pacific walrus) is the source of this 5030-nucleotide messenger RNA. It is a transcript of the gene ARHGAP31, whose product is annotated as Rho GTPase activating protein 31. The transcript has 12 exons. Gene Ontology annotation, biological process: small GTPase-mediated signal transduction. Lineage: Eukaryota; Metazoa; Chordata; Mammalia; Carnivora; Odobenidae. The record is from RefSeq and is a predicted model, not a curated record. Gene Ontology annotation, molecular function: GTPase activator activity. Bases 28 to 4359 code for a protein of 1443 amino acids.
GAGGGGCAACCUCUUUGGGACUAACUCAUGAAGAACAAGGGUGCCAAGCAGAAGCUGAAACGAAAGGGAGCCGCCAGUGCCUUUGGCUGUGACCUGACCGAGUAUCUGGAAAGCUCAGGACAGGAUGUUCCAUAUGUAUUGAAGAGCUGUGCAGAAUUUAUAGAGACUCAUGGCAUUGUGGAUGGAAUUUAUCGGCUUUCAGGAGUCACCUCAAAUAUACAAAAGCUAAGGCAAGAGUUUGGCUCAGAUCAAUGUCCAGAUCUGACAAGGGAAGUGUACCUCCAGGACAUCCACUGUGUGGGCUCACUUUGCAAGCUCUACUUUAGGGAGCUGCCCAACCCCCUCCUGACUUAUGAGCUCUAUGAGAAAUUCACGGAGGCAGUGUCGCAUUGCCCGGAAGAAGGCCAACUGGCCCGCAUCCAGAAUGUUAUCCAGGAGCUUCCCCCAUCCCAUUACAGGACCUUGGAAUACCUGAUUCGACACCUGGCCCACAUUGCCUCCUUCAGCAGCAAGACCAACAUGCAUGCCAGGAACCUGGCCUUGGUGUGGGCGCCAAACCUGCUCAGAUCCAAAGAAAUAGAAGCCACUGGGUGCAAUGGAGACGCGGCUUUCCUUGCAGUUCGGGUCCAGCAGGUGGUGAUUGAGUUCAUACUGAAUCAUGUGGAUCAAAUCUUUAACAACGGCACACCUGGGGCUUUGGAGAACAAUGAAAACCCACCCAUCACCAAGAGCCUGACCUUGCCAGCCCUCUCCUUGCCCAUGAAGCUGGUGAGCCUAGAGGAAGCUCAGGCCCGGAGCCUGGCUACUAACCAUCCUGCUCGGAAGGAAAGGAGGGAGAACAGCUUGCCUGAAAUUGUCCCUCCCAUGGGCACCCUCUUCCACACUGUUCUUGAGUUACCAGACAACAAAAGAAAGCUCUCCAGUAAAUCGAAGAAGUGGAAAUCAAUAUUUAACCUGGGACGUUCUGGAUCAGACUCCAAAUCAAAGCUGAGUAGAAACGGGAGUGUAUUUGUGAGAGGACAGAGGCUCUCAGUGGAAAAGGCUACUAUCCGACCGGCUAAAAGCAUGGACUCACUGUGCUCAGUGCCUGUGGAAGGGAAAGAAACCAAAGGAAAUUUUAAUCGAACAGUCACCACUGGUGGAUUCUUCAUCCCAGCGGCAAAAUUGCAUUCGACCAACACUGGCAGCUCAUGUGACCUCAGCAAGCAGGAGGGCGAAUGGGGCCAGGAGGGGAUGCCGGCGGGGGCGGAGGGGGGCUUCGACACGAGCAGUGACCGAAGCCAACUUCAGGGCGCCCAGGCCCGGCCCCCACCUGAGCAGCUGAAGGUGUUCCGGCCGCUCGAGGAUCCGGAGAGCGAGCAAACAGCCCCGAAGAUGCUGGGUAUGUUCUACACCUCGAACGACAGCCCCAGCAAAUCUGUCUUUACCAGCAGUCUCUUCCAGAUGGAGCCCUCUCCCCGCCACCAGCGCAAGGCCCUGAACAUCUCCGAGCCCUUUGCCGUGUCAGUGCCGCUGCGCGUGUCAGCUGUCAUCAGCACCAACAGCACCCCGUGCAGAACACCCCCAAAGGAGCUCCAGUCGCUUUCCAGCCUGGAGGAGUUUUCUUUCCAGGGGUCAGAGAGUGGAGGUUGGCCCGAAGACGACAAGCCGCUGGGAGCUGAGUCCUCUACAGCUUCCAUACCUAAGAAGGUGGUUCUCGAGGAUGCCAAGCCAGGACCAGAGGCAGUGAGGACGGUGGAAUGCAACAAAGACCUCUCCCUGGAGUCAGGCCCCCAACAGGAGGAAAAGAAGGCCUUGGAAACCUCCCCGGGUUCUCAACAUUCAAGUGAAUUAGAGAAGAGGCUGGACCCGGAGAAAGCAGAGGAGGAGAGUCGAGAGGCUGGCCAGGUGGAGCCCAGCACUCUGCAGAAGAGCCCCAGUGUCCAAGCGGGGCUUCUCCAUGACAUGGAUGAAGAUGAUCUGGCCAAUGCCCUGAUCUGGCCCGAGAUUCAACAGGAGCUGAAGAUCAUCGAAUCUGAGGAGGAGCUCUCCUCAUUGCCACCACCUUCUCUAAAGGUCAGCCCCACUCAGCCAAUUCUGGAGUCCAGUCCAGGGCCUUUCGCUUCCCGGGAGCCUCCUGGGAGCUGGUCUUGCGGCCCAACACCAGGCUCCACCCCUGCGGAGGAGGGGACUACGGAUCUAACCAAUCAGAGUGCAGAGGGGACUUCCCCAGCAGCCAAUAGAGAAAAGCCGGAGACAAUGAGCAUCCUUCAGAGACCCGAGCCCGAGAAGCGUCCGGACCCCACCAGCUUGGCUCCUCUGGAAAUUGUUCCAUUUGAGACAGCUUCUGCACAAGCAGAGGUGGGCCAGGAAGGCCCAGGAAAUCUGUCCCCUCUUCUCCCGCCUGCUGCCCCUCCUCCAACUCCCCUGGAGGAGGCACCUCGAGUCCAGCUUUCAAAGGGCAGUCCUGAGAGAGACGACUCGUCUAGGAAUUUGAGUACAAAUCCAUACACAGACCAGCUGAAGUCCAAGUCCAGCCUGUGUCAGGAGGAGGAGGAGGCCUCUCUAGGACAAAGUGAAGAGCAAAAUUCAAAGAAUGCUGCUCCUGAGGGAAAGGUCUCUGGUUUUCAAAGCCCAACAAGAGAGGUUGAGAUCUCCCCACAAGGAGAGGGGGAUGUAGCCCAUUCAGUGCAGGAGCCCUCAGACUGUGAUGAAGACGAAACUGUGACAGACAUUGCCCAGCAGGGCCUGGAGAUGGUGGAGCCCUGGGAGGAGCCCCAGUGGGUAACGAGUCCCCUUCACUCUCCCACCCUGAAAGAUGUGCAAGAGGCCCAGGUGCAGGGCCCCCAGGGCCACCGACUGGAGAAGAGGCUCCCCCACAGGCCCAGCCUUCGUCAGAGCCGUUCUCUAGAUAGCAAAACCACCACGGUUAAGAGCCAGUGGACUCUUGAGGCUCCCUCCUCCAGCAGCUGUGCUAACCUUGAAGCAGAGAGGAAUUCCGACCCUCUGCAGCCCCUGGCACCCAGGAGAGAGAUUACUGGAUGGGAUGAGAAAACCCUGAGGUCCUUCAGAGAGUUCUCUGGCCCAGAAGGGACAGAGGCUUUUCCCAGCCAGAAGGGAUCAGGUGGUUUGCAGCCCAAAUCAACAGAAAUCAGCCCUGUCAGACUAGCAGAGGGAAAGGAACUGGGGACACACCAAGGGCACAGCAGCCCUCAGAUUGAGCAAGGUAGUGUUCCUGGGCCAGACAAUAGCAAGGAGAGUUCACCUCGUGUGCAAGACAGCACCUCAUGUGGAGAGCAUCCCCCAAAGUUACAGCUGAAGAGCCCUGAGUGUGGGCCUCCAAAAGGGAAAAACAGGCCUUCUUCCCUCAAUUUGGACUCUGCCAUUACCAUCACUGACCUCUUCCGGUUUGACAAUGUGGCCUCAUUUGGUUCACCUGGAACGCAGCUCUCUGAGCCAGGAGACACAAAAGUCACAUGGAUGACCUCAUCCCACUGUAAAGGAGACCCGUGGAGCAUUUGCUCCCAGGACCCGCAGGACCUGGACAUUGUUGCUCAUACCCUGACAGGCCGCCGUAACUCAGCUCCUGUGAGUGUGUCAGCUGUGAGAACCUCCUUCAUGGUCAAAAUGUGCCAGGCUAGGGCGGUCCCGGUCAUUCCACCCAAGAUUCAGUACACACAGAUCCCACAGCCCCUGCCCUCUCAGAGUUCGGGGGAUAGUGGAGUCCAGCCUCUGGAGAGGAGCCAAGAGGAACCCAGCUCAACUGGUGGGACCUCACAGAAAUCUGCCAGAGGUGAUUCUCUCUCCUUGGAAAGCCCCAAAGAAGAGAAACCAAAGCAAGAUACAGGAGCCAUUGAGUCCUUGCCAGUGGAUACCACUACAUCCCACAUGUGUGAGGGACCUGCCCUUCCUCCAGAACCAGUCUUGGCUAACCUGCUCUCCACCCAGGAUGCAACAGUGCAAUGCAGAAAGCGCACAUCAGAGACAGAGCCAUCCGGAGACAACGUUCUUUCUUCAAAAAUGGAGCGACCAUCAGGGGGUUCUAAACCUUUCCACAGGUCAAGGCCAGGAAGACCUCAGAGCCUAAUCUUAUUCAGUCCUCCUUUCCCCAUUAUGGACCACCCACCCCCUUCAUCCACAGUGACAGAUUCCAAGGUUCUCCUGUCCCCUAUCAGAAGUCCCACCCAGACAGUUUCCCCUGGCCUUCUUUGUGGGGAUUUGGCAGAAAACACGUGGGUCACACCAGAAGGGGUUACGCUUAGGAAUAAAAUGACCAUCCCUAAGAAUGGCCAAAGACUAGAGACUUCAACCAGCUGUUUUUACCAGCCCCAGCGCAGAUCAGUGAUUCUGGAUGGAAGAAGUGGGAGGCAAAUAGAAUGACAUCAGUUCACCUGCUGGUGUCAGGAAAAAAAAAAAAGUGUCCUGAUUCAUCAUCUGGAAGUUAUUACAGGGCUGACUUGCCAUUAUUCCAGGCAUAGGUUAUCCAAGUUUGGGCUUAUUUUGGCCUCUUUUCUUUCUUCAGCUUUUUGACCAUUUAUUAAUUAGUCCAUUUGCCAGAAGAGAGGUCAAGGGAAGGAUCAAGAGAUGAAAUUUAGAUAAGUCCAUAACAGCAGGUGGGAAAAGGUCAGGUAAGGGAAGAAGCUGAAAUGCCUGCUUCCAGUGAGAUUUGGGGUUGUUUGUGAGUUGCAUUUCUCCCACAUUGUCAUUAUCUAUUACUGUUGAGAGCUGGCUAAAAUAACGUCUUUUGAAAGAAAGAGAAAUCCUUUGCCUGUGCUGGAAAAUGUUGCUGUUGAGGUUUGAAGGCCUCCUUUUUACUUCACGCUUUUUAAUGCUCCUUAAAGCAUGUGUUCUUUUAGACCAGUUUUCCGAUAAGCUUUGUAAACAUAUACACUCCAGAACAGAAGCAGAUUUGGAAGUACAAACUAAUGUACACUUAAAGAUCCAAGUGGGUGAAGUUAGCCAUGCUCUUUCCCUGGAAUCUCUCUGCAGACCUGUCGGAGAUGGUUGUGCCUAUCAGCGUAGAGAAUCAGAAUCUAUACGCAAGAGCAAAU